Molecule: messenger RNA, 477 nt
Organism: Diospyros lotus (date-plum)
Lineage: Eukaryota; Viridiplantae; Streptophyta; Magnoliopsida; Ericales; Ebenaceae
Exons: 1
Source: RefSeq, a predicted model, not a curated record
UCCUCAUCGUCUCCUCCGACCGCUUCGCCCUCUGUGUCUUCGCUUUUCCUGACGUCGGCGAGUAGAGCUUGGACGGUGGCGGCCGCCGUGGGAGUGGUGGAGGCGCUGAAGGAUCAGGGGUUCUGUAGGUGGAACUACACCAUAAGAUCCGUACACCAGCACGCCAGGACCAAUCUCAGGUCCUUCUCUCAGGUCAAGAAGCUGUCCUCUCCGACGACGGCCGUGGUGUCGUCGUCCAGCAAGUUAGCGAUGGAGGAGAAGGCCAAGCAGUCGGAGGAGUCGCUGAGAAAAGUCAUGUACUUGAGCUGUUGGGGUCCCAACUGAACCCUAAUUUGCUCGAUCCAAUUACACAUCUCUAUGCUCUGUGGAUUCACCAAUUUGUGAGCCGAGCAUAUAGAAAGAGCAAAUGGAUGUAUAUUGUACAGUGCAAAAGCCUAUUUCUCUCUAUUAAUUAAAAAUCAAUUUCUGCGGAACUGA